This is a messenger RNA of Elephantulus edwardii (Cape elephant shrew), 1002 nucleotides long. RefSeq names its product TATA box binding protein (gene TBP). The coding region runs from base 1 to 1002 and encodes 333 amino acids. The record is from RefSeq and is a predicted model, not a curated record. The transcript is spliced from 7 exons. Gene Ontology annotation, molecular function: RNA polymerase II general transcription initiation factor activity; DNA binding. NCBI's taxonomy places the organism in Eukaryota, Metazoa, Chordata, Mammalia, Macroscelidea, Macroscelididae. Gene Ontology annotation, biological process: DNA-templated transcription initiation.
AUGGAUCAAAACAACAGCCUCCCACCAUACGCCCAGGGCCUGGCCUCCCCACAGGGUGCACUGACCCCUGGGAUCCCAAUAUUCAGCCCCAUGAUGCCAUAUGGCACUGGCCUGACACCACAGCCCAUCCAGAGUACCAACAGCCUGACUCUUUUGGAGGAGCAGCGACAGCAGCAGCAGCAGCAACAGCAACAACAGCAGCAACAACAGCAGCAGCAGCAACAGCAGCAACAGCAGCAGCAGCAACAGCAGCAGCAGCAACAGCAGCAAGCAGUGGCAGCGACAGCCCAGCAGUCCACAUCCCAGCAGGCGCCCACAGGGGCCACAGGACAAACCCCCCAGCUCUUCCACUCUCAGACUCUUACAACCGCGCCUCUGCCAGGCACCACCCCACUGUACCCAUCCCCAAUGACACCCAUGACCCCUAUUACUCCCGCCACACCAGCUUCCGAGAGCUCUGGAAUUGUACCUCAGCUGCAAAAUAUCGUCUCCACGGUAAAUCUUGGUUGUAAACUUGACCUAAAGACCAUUGCACUUCGUGCCCGAAAUGCUGAAUAUAAUCCCAAGCGGUUUGCUGCUGUGAUCAUGAGAAUAAGAGAACCACGGACCACAGCGCUGAUCUUCAGCUCCGGGAAGAUGGUGUGCACUGGUGCCAAGAGUGAAGAGCAGUCCCGGCUAGCGGCAAGGAAGUAUGCCAGGGUCGUGCAGAAGCUGGGCUUCCCCGCCAAGUUUCUGGACUUCAAGAUCCAGAACAUGGUGGGAAGCUGCGACGUGAAGUUCCCCAUCCGCCUAGAAGGCCUUGUACUCACCCACCAGCAGUUCAGCAGCUAUGAGCCAGAGUUGUUCCCAGGUUUAAUUUAUAGGAUGAUCAAGCCCAGGAUCGUUCUUCUUAUUUUUGUUUCUGGAAAAGUUGUAUUAACAGGUGCUAAAGUCAGAGCGGAGAUCUACGAAGCUUUUGAGAACAUCUACCCAAUUCUGAAAGGUUUCCGGAAGACCACAUAA